Messenger RNA from Nicotiana tabacum (common tobacco), 690 nucleotides. Lineage: Eukaryota; Viridiplantae; Streptophyta; Magnoliopsida; Solanales; Solanaceae. The record is from RefSeq and is a predicted model, not a curated record.
AUGUCUACAACUGAUAGUAGUGAUCUUACUAAUAUAUCUGAUAGUAUUGAUCCUCUUAGCCUUGCACUUGGUAAACGCUCGAGACAAGUCUCACAAAAGUUGCCAGGAUAUGAUUAUAUUUUGCCCCUUUCUUUUGCCAAGUUGAAUAAUCAACCGCUCUUAUCUACUCCAUCGGCCAACUCAACGAUUUUACCUCCAGCGGCUGCUCCGAUUCAGAAUUGGGAACUUCAUCAAUUAGAUGUCAAUAAUGCUUUUCUACAUGGAGACUUGAAAAAAGAAGUCCACAUGAAGAUUCCGCAAGGUUUUGCAAAACAGGAGGAGCAGAGACUAUUCAUGCAUGCACCAAGACAAUCACAUCUAGAAGCUUCUUAUAGAGUUUUACGUUAUCUCAAAGGAAAUCCAGGUCAAGGGAUUCUACUUCCUUUGGAUAAUUCUCUAUCUGUAAGAGCCUACUGCGAUGCUGAUUGGGCAUGGUGUUUAAUGACACGACGAUCAACUACAAGAUACAUUGUGUUUCUUGGCAAAUCACCCAUUUCUUGGAGAUCUAAGAAACAAUCAGUGGUUUCUCGUUCCUCUGCUGAAGCGAAAUAUAGAGCCAUGGCCACUACUAUCAGUGAGAUUGUUUGGUUACCUCGGCUUCUACAAGAUCUUCAAGUAACACAUGCAAACCCAGUUUCUCUUUUUUUGUGA